AUGAACCGCAUGAGGAGGAUCGCGGGGAUGGGCAAGAGCAAGAAGGCCCCGUCCGCGGUUCAGAAGGACAAGGACGAGAGCAUAGUUUUCUUCCGGGAGCUGUACAAGCAUGAGGAAGAUACGGAUGUGAACCUCCUGGAGCCGAUCUACUCCGUGGAGUUCGACGCCAUCCAAGGUGGUCACAUGUCCAAGCCUCCCCCGGGGAAGGGAGAUCUCCUCGUGCCGAUCAACGAGAAGCACGACUAUGACUGGCCCAAGACCCCUCCAGUUGCACCAAUGUUGCCUUCCCUCAAGAUGGAAAUGGAAGCCAGCUCCUCCGAAACGGUGGUUUCUCCUAAAAAAAAGGAGCUACCCAUCCCGAUCACGCAACCUGCUAAACCUUCAGCUUCAAGGUUCAUCGGCAAGACAGAGGCGCCCAAAACAUCAGCCAAGCUUCCAGCAGGUUCUUCGUCAAGCAACUAUGCCAAGAGCCAGCCUUGCACGACCGAGAGGAGACCAGCUUCAGCUUACGCUACUCUGCCCAACAGGCAGCAGAAUCCAGAUGCCAAAGCCAAUACUGGCACGAGCAGCAGCUCAAGCAGGGCACACUCGCACACGUACUACGCAAAUGCAAGCCAGGACAGCAGCGGUGCAAGUACGGCCAAGGCGGUGGAGGCGCCAGGAGAAGCCCCUUACACGGCGCCCAAGAAUCUGCUCACGACUGGGUCUAUUUUCGCACAGCGCAGGGCAUCGACGACGGCAGUGGCGAGAGCUCCUCCAUUGGGCGUGGACGCCAAAGUCGAGAGCGCGAAGGCAAGGAGGCCACCGUCUGCUGCGGCAAGAACUUCCAAGGAGCUGCAGGUAGAUGCCAGGAAGAAUGCUUUACCGUCCAAGGGCAAGGCUGUGGCCGGCGGCGGCAGCGAGCCUGCCUGCAACAGCGGUGGCCGCGCCGGCACCAGCAAGACCGCGCCAGCAAAGGGAAUGCGAAAAACAGACGGCAAGAAUGAGCGGAGACCGAGGUUUGCAGACCAGUGA
Molecule: messenger RNA, 1014 nt
Organism: Triticum turgidum subsp. durum (durum wheat)
Lineage: Eukaryota; Viridiplantae; Streptophyta; Magnoliopsida; Poales; Poaceae
Source: the annotation of a GenBank genome assembly